This is a messenger RNA of Fopius arisanus, 1127 nucleotides long. RefSeq names its product eclair (gene eca). NCBI's taxonomy places the organism in Eukaryota, Metazoa, Arthropoda, Insecta, Hymenoptera, Braconidae. Gene Ontology annotation, biological process: intracellular protein transport; Golgi organization; endoplasmic reticulum to Golgi vesicle-mediated transport. The transcript has 4 exons. Gene Ontology annotation, cellular component: endoplasmic reticulum; COPII-coated ER to Golgi transport vesicle; Golgi apparatus. The record is from RefSeq and is a predicted model, not a curated record. Bases 151 to 795 code for a protein of 214 amino acids.
CCCAUAGAUGACGUGUGUCCCCGGUGGUUUAAUUCUGCUGUGUCCUGUGCCCACCUAUUUUCCACCACAUUGUCAUCAGUUCAAUAUUCAUUCGCCAUAAUAAAUAUCUAAAAAUAGUUAAAAAUUUGAUAAUUAUUAAAUAGAGGAAAAAUGAUUAAGUACACGGGAUUAUUGAUAUUUGUUGUAGUGCAGUGCGCAUCUGGAUUGUAUUUUCACAUUGGAGAAACCGAACGAAAGUGUUUUAUAGAAGAAAUUCCAGAUGAAACUACUGUUUUAGUCAACUACAAGGUGGAACUGUUCGAUCCCAGGAGUGGUGGGUUCAUGCCAAGCAGCCCUGGCAUAGGUAUGCAUGUUGAAGUUCGCGAUCCAGAUGACAAAACUAUUUUAUCCCGAGUCUAUAGCUCGGAAGGAAAAAUUUCUUUCACUUCGCACACUCCUGGAGAACAUGUUAUUUGUCUGUACUCCAAUAGCACUGCUUGGUUCAGUGGCACACAAUUGAGAGUCCAUUUAGAUAUUCAAGUCGGUGAUCACACCAUUGAUUAUGCAAACUUGGCGCAAAAAGAGAAAUUAUCAAAACUCCAAUUGAGAAUUCGUCAGCUAUUAGAUCAAGUUGAGCAAAUUACUAAAGAGCAGAAUUAUCAAAGGUAUCGAGAAGAACGGUUCAGACAAACAUCAGAGAGCACAAAUCGCCGAGUAUUAUGGUGGUCAGUUACUCAGACGGUAAUUCUCCUAGCCAUGGGGACCUGGCAAAUGCGACACUUGAAGAGCUUCUUCGAAGCAAAAAAACUCGUAUAAAAUCAAUCAUCAUGUGCGAUUCAUAUUUUUUUAUUGAGAUAAAUUUGGCAAAUUCUCAAAUAGAAUGAUAGAGCGUAAUGGAAUUGAAUCGCGUAUGGCCAUUGAUUACGCAUACAUUUGUAGAAAAUCAGUCUAACCAUAAUCCUCUCUGAAAGUGGCUACUCUGUAGCCACUGAAAAAAUUUAAUCAAGUUGAUAAAAUUUGAUCAUUUUCUGAAUUAAAUAUCAAAAUAAAUGCGUCUGUUCAGGCAAAAAUAUUGACACACAUUCUGUACAGCUAUUAUUAUGUUCUUCUUUAAUUUUUGAAUUGAAUAAACAUUUAGUUGAUGAAAA